Messenger RNA from Lucilia cuprina (Australian sheep blowfly), 883 nucleotides. Its product is annotated as serine protease 1-like. The transcript is spliced from 2 exons. Bases 22 to 831 code for a protein of 269 amino acids. The record is from RefSeq and is a predicted model, not a curated record. Gene Ontology annotation, molecular function: serine-type endopeptidase activity. Gene Ontology annotation, biological process: proteolysis. NCBI's taxonomy places the organism in Eukaryota, Metazoa, Arthropoda, Insecta, Diptera, Calliphoridae.
UUGGAACUACUUACUUGAACGAUGAAAGUUUUAGUAGUGUUAACAUUAGCGUUGGCUUGCGUCUCUGCAGCCUCUUUACCCGAAAAGGCUGUUUUUCCUAAGGACUUAAAAAGCCCUAAAGUUAUUGAGGGUCGUAUCACCAAUGGUUACGAAGCUUAUCCCGGUCAAUUUCCUUACCAAGUUGGCUUAUCUCUUAAUAGUGAUUCUGGAUCAUUUUGGUGCGGUGGUUCCUUGAUUGGCAAAGAAUGGGUGUUAACUGCUGCUCAUUGCACAGAUGGAAUCAAUCGUGUAACCGUAUACUUGGGAAGCACUGUUCGUACUGUUGCCAAGGUUCAUCACACUGUUGACCGCAGCUCCAUUUAUCAACAUGCUGAAUAUAAUCCUUAUACUUUUAACAACGAUGUAACUUUAAUCAGAAUUCCUGAAGUUAGCUAUAGUGAUGAAAUUCAACCCAUUAGACUACCAGCUAUUUCUGAAUCUUAUCCAACUUAUGCUGGCAAUUAUGCUACCGCCUCUGGCUGGGGACGUGACCACGAUUCUGGUGCCAUCGUAUCGCAGUUAAAUUACGCUUAUCUUCGAGUCAUCACCAAUGCCGAAUGUGCUCAAACCUAUGGCUCUAUGAUUACUAAUAAAAUUCUUUGUGUUUCGACUCCAAGUGGUACUUCCACUUGCCAGGGUGAUUCUGGCGGUCCUUUAGUUUUGGACUCUGAACUUAUUGGUGUGACAUCUUUUGUUUCGCUAGCUGGUUGCAAAUCUGGAUAUCCAGCUGGCUUUGCUCGUGUAACCAGUUACUUGGAAUGGAUCAAGAACUGCACUGGCAUAUCCUAUUAAUUAAGCUUUAGAAUAUUUAUAAUUUUGAAAAAUAAAAAUGUUUAAAUUUUAA